GGCGGCCUUCGCGCCCGCGCCGGCGCCCUGCGGAAGCCGCGUUAGUGAAUCGGGGCCUUGGGGAGCCCAGGAUGGAGGUGGCGGUCGCGGCGGCGGCGGCGGCGGCGGGCCGAGCCCUGCGGCGGGCAGGAGGAGGUGAGCACCAGGCCUGCUGAGCCUCCCAGAGCUGCCAGCCAUGCCCGGGAUUGUGGUGUUCCGCCGGCGCUGGUCUGUGGGCAGCGAUGACCUCGUCUUGCCAGCCAUCUUUCUCUUCCUCCUGCACACCACCUGGUUUGUGAUCCUGUCUGUGGUGCUCUUUGGUCUGGUCUACAACCCACACGAGGCCUGCUCCCUGAACCUAGUGGACCACGGCCGCGGCUACCUGGGCAUCCUGCUGAGCUGCAUGAUCGCCGAGAUGGCCAUCAUCUGGCUGAGCAUGCGUGGGGGCAUCCUCUACACGGAGCCCCGUGACUCCAUGCAGUAUGUGCUCUACGUGCGACUGGCCAUCUUGGUGAUCGAGUUCAUCUAUGCUAUUGUGGGUAUCGUCUGGCUCACACAGUACUACACCUCCUGCAAUGACCUCACUGCCAAGAACGUCACCCUUGGAAUGGUUGUCUGCAACUGGGUGGUUAUCCUCAGCGUCUGCAUUACUGUCCUCUGUGUCUUUGACCCCACGGGCCGCACGUUCGUCAAGCUGAGAGCCACCAAGAGGAGGCAGCGCAACCUGCGGACUUACAAUCUGCGGCACCGCUUAGAGGAGGGUCAGGCCACCAGCUGGUCCCGCCGGCUCAAAGUGUUCCUCUGCUGCACCCGGACAAAGGACUCCCAGUCAGAUGCCUACUCAGAAAUUGCCUACCUCUUCGCUGAAUUUUUCCGAGACCUCGACAUCGUGCCCUCUGACAUCAUCGCCGGCCUAGUGCUGCUCAGGCAGCGGCAGCGAGCCAAGCGCAAUGCGGUGCUGGAUGAGGCAAACAAUGACAUCUUGGCUUUCCUGUCUGGGAUGCCAGUGACCAGAAACACCAAGUACCUCGACCUCAAGAACUCGCACGAGAUGCUGCGCUACAAAGAAGUCUGCUAUUAUAUGCUCUUCGCCCUGGCUGCCUAUGGCUGGCCUAUGUAUCUGAUGCGGAAGCCCACCUGUGGUCUCUGCCAGCUGGCUCGGUCCUGCUCGUGCUGCCUCUGCCCUGCACGGCCCCGAUUCGCCCCUGGAGUCACCAUUGAGGAAGACAACUGUUGUGGUUGCAAUGCCAUCGCCAUCCGCCGCCACUUCCUGGAUGAGAACAUGACUGCGGUGGACAUCGUUUACACCUCCUGUCAUGAUGCGGUCUAUGAAACUCCCUUCUAUGUGGCAGUGGACCAUGACAAGAAGAAGGUGGUGAUCAGUAUCCGUGGAACCCUGUCCCCUAAGGAUGCCCUGACUGACCUGACAGGUGAUGCUGAGCGCCUCCCUGUGGAGGGACAUCGAGGCACCUGGCUGGGCCAUAAGGGCAUGGUGCUGUCAGCAGAAUACAUCAAGAAGAAGCUGGAGCAGGAGAUGGUCCUAUCCCAGGCCUUCGGGAGAGACCUGGGCCGCGGAACCAAACAUUACGGCCUGAUUGUGGUGGGCCACUCCCUGGGCGCUGGCACAGCCGCUAUUCUCUCCUUCCUCCUGCGCCCUCAGUACCCGACCCUCAAGUGCUUCGCCUACUCACCCCCAGGGGGCCUGCUGAGUGAGGAUGCCAUGGAAUACUCCAAGGAGUUUGUGACUGCUGUGGUUCUGGGCAAAGACCUCGUGCCCAGGAUUGGUCUUUCUCAGCUGGAGGGUUUCCGCCGGCAGCUCCUGGAUGUCCUGCAGCGAAGUACCAAGCCCAAAUGGCGGAUCAUCGUGGGGGCCACCAAGUGCAUCCCCAAGUCAGAGCUGCCGGAGGAGGUGGAGGUGACCACCCUGGCCAGCACACGGCUCUGGACCCACCCCAGUGAUCUGACCAUUGCCCUUUCGGCCAGCACCCCGCUCUACCCACCGGGCCGCAUCAUCCAUGUGGUUCACAACCACCCUGCAGAGCAGUGCUGCUGCUGUGAACAGGAGGAGCCCACCUACUUUGCCAUCUGGGGUGACAACAAAGCCUUCAAUGAGGUGAUCAUUUCACCGGCCAUGCUCCAUGAGCACCUGCCCUACGUGGUCAUGGAGGGGCUCAACAAGGUGCUGGAGAACUACAACAAGGGGAAGACGGCACUGCUCUCUGCUGCGAAGGUCAUGGUAAGCCCCACCGAGGUGGAUCUGACUCCGGAGCUCAUCUUCCAGCAGCAGCCUCUGCCCACGGGGCCGCCCCUGCCCACUGGCCUGGCCCUGGAGCUGCCUGCUGCAGACCACCGCAACAGCAGUGUCAGGAGCAAGUCUCAGUCUGAGAUGAGCCUGGAGGGCUUCUCCGAAGGGCGGCUGCUGUCCCCAGUGGCCGCAGCAUCGGCAGCCCGCCAAGACCCUGUAGAGCUGCUGCUGCUGUCCACCCAGGAGCGGCUGGCAGCAGAGCUGCAGGCCCGGCGGGCACCAUUGGCCACUAUGGAGAGCCUCUCAGACACAGAGUCACUGUACAGCUUCGACUCCCGCCGCUCCUCGGGCUUCCGCAGCAUCCGAGGCUCACCCAGUCUCCACGCUGUACUAGAGAGAGAUGAGGGUCACCUCUUUUACAUUGACCCUGCCAUCCCCGAGGAGAACCCAUCCCUCAGCUCCCGAACAGAGCUGCUGGCAGCAGACAGCCUGUCCAAACACUCACAGGACACGCAGCCCCUGGAGGCGGCUCUGGGCAGCGGGGGUGUCACUCCUGAGCGGCCACCAAGUGCAGUCAAUGAGGAGGAGGAGGCAGCAGCGGGUGGAGAAGGUGGUGGAGCGGCACCGCGAGGAGAGCUGGCGCUGCACAACGGGCGUCUGGGGGACUCGCCCAGCCCUCAGGUACUGGAGUUCGCUGAGUUCAUCGACAGCCUCUUCAACCUCGACAGCAAGAGCAGUUCCUUUCAGGACCUCUACUGCAUGGUGGUGCCCGAGAGCCCCACUAGCGACUAUACUGAGGGCCCCAAGUCUCCCAGCCAGCAGGAGAUUCUGCUUCGGGCCCAGUUUGAGCCCAAUCUGGUGCCCAAGCCCCCUCGCCUCUUUGCAGGCUCUGCUGACCCCUCCUCUGGCAUCUCGCUCUCACCCUCCUUCCCACUCAGCUCCUCCGGGGAGCUCAUGGACCUGACGCCCACUGGCCUCAGCAGCCAGGAGUGCUUGGCUGCAGAUAAGAUCCGGACUUCCACCCCCACAGGCCAUGGGGCCAGCCCUACUAAGCAGGAUGACCUGGUCAUCUCAGCACGCUAGCACCUGGCAGCAGCUGCCAGCCCCUCCCCAGCCAGAAAUGGAGGCCCUGUGGGUACCUGGUGGCCACUCCAGGCUGGGUAGCUUUGAGGAGAGGCUCCCAGAGGCCAGGUGGCCUCAGGCCCUGGGACUCUGCUGCUGAGCAGGGGGUCUGCAUCCCUACCUCAGCCUAGGACCCCCAGAACCAAGAUGGCUGGGGAAAACAGGUGGGCUUGGAGCAGAGAGGAGCCUUCAGGGUAGAUGGGCCAUCCUCAGCCCUUAGCCUGACUCCUCUGUCGGGGGCAGGCUGGUGCCUCUGUUCUGGAAGUGGCACUAGGCAAGCUGGCUCCUGUCACUGCCCUCUGACUGCUCUCCAGGGCCAAGGUAGAAAGCAGCUCUCUCCCACAUAUCCUCUAUGUGGUUCAGGUUGGCACCUGCCCUGGCCACCAAUCCCCCAGAUCUGGUGCCUGCUGGCCAGCCCCCCUGGGGUGACUCCCCCCAACCAAGGUGGCCCACAGUGCUGUAUAUGUUUACAGAAUCUGCUGGGUUUGGCUCAGGAUGUAUCUUGCGUUCCCAAGCCCCACACCCAAUCAUGUGUUCAGUAGCCUCCCACUCCCCUCCCACCCCACGCAAAAGAAGGACCUGAAGCAGCAGAGGGGCCCAGAGGGGCCUGGAGGAGGGUGGGGUCAGGACUGCCCCUUCUCUGCCUGGUGCCCCUUCAGUGACCAUCAUCUGCUUGGGUCCUGCCCACUGGGGCUUGCCUUGCCAACCUGCCACUUCCUGACUUCCUGGCUCACCUUCUACCCCAGGGACCCUGGCCAUUCAAAGGGUGGUGGACAAUCCUAUGAUGUCACCUUUGGCUGUAGAGUCAGGGCCCUAGGAGGGAAGAAGGCACCUGGAGCCCCUGUCUCCUAAGGGUCCUGCCUGACCCCUUUAUGUCACCCCACCAAGCCUAGGCAGCUCUGGGCCCUGGGGUCUGAAACCAAACAUGCCUCUGCCCAUUUGCUCUCUUGGCUGCCUCACUCCUUCCUAGGUCUGGGCUCCACCUCCUCCUAUGUCUGCCCUAUAGGAAGAGGGGCUAAGAGUAGGGUAUUGCGGGAUCUGUCUGGAGAUCCCCUGCCCACUGCCCAGAGGAGGGGCCUAGGGCCCAGGGGUUGUCCCAGGUUAACCUGAGGCCUCCAUAGGAUUCCCUAUGGGUUUGAGAAGUAGUCCAGGAGAUGGGACUGGGGUGGGGGAGGUCAUGCAUGCUAGUGUCAGGUGUGUGUGUGCAUGUGCAUGAAUGUGCACCACUCCUGAGGAAAGGGGCUGCUGGGGGCUGCAUGCCCUCCCUGCCCUGCCUGCCUCCUGCCCCUCCUAGCCUGCCAAGAAUAUAGCCUGUGAAGUGGGGCCUCUGGACAAGACAGUCACUGAGGUGUGCAGGCGAGCAACUGCCCGCUUGUGCCUUCGUCUCCUUGGAGGCAUGGUCCCUCCCACCCUGGCCCCACUCUCAGCCUCCCUGGGCCACCUAGGCUUCCCUGACCACGUUGCCCCAUCUAAUGAUCAUUGGUAUCUGGCCCUGAGCCUUGACCCUAACUCCGCAUAGCUGAGGUGGCCUGGAUGGCUGUCCACUCUGACAGCUAGAGACAGAGACCUGGGAGCUGGGCCUCCCCUCACUCUGACUUCUAUCCCUACCAGAAUCCUGGCCACCCUGCCCCCUUCAGAGGCAGUGCCUGAGCCUAGCACAGAAGCAAGAUAAAAAUCAGUGGCUCUUAGAAUUCAAAACAUUAAACAAAAAUCUUAAAUCAGAGGGAAGUUCCAACAAACACUCCAGCCAGCAACAGGGAGACUUGGGUCUGGUCUUUUAACUCUUCCUCUGCCAGGGUGGGUCUGGGAAGGGGCCUCUAGGGUGUGCCUCCUAUGCCCAGGACUGAGCCAUCAGGGACAGACCCCCCCACCCCCAAGGCUGCAGCCUUACUGUGUUACAGGCUUGGAGCUGGGGUAGAAUUGGACUCAGCCCUAGACACCCAGGGCCAGCCCACCCCUCUCCUGCCCCCUCCCUGCUCAACCCUGAAGGGUGGGCUUGCUGCACGUCUCCUUCCACCCCAUGCCACAUCUAGGGGGAUCUGAGCCACCCCCCUCAGCCCAGCUCAGAUCUACCCCACACUGUCCCCCAGACCCCAGCACAAGCUCUCCCAGCCCUGCGCUGGCCUUUCCUCCCAGGGAUCUUGGUGACCUCCAUAUGCAAUGAGCAGCCGGGCCCCCACAAACCCUCUGCACUCCAUGUGCCAUUCUCCCAUGAAAUUUUUUUGUACUUUAUGAAAGAUCCACACUAAUAUUGCUGUAAAAAGGAGAGACAAGUUAAUAUAGCUUAUUCUAUAAAUAUAUCUGUAUAUAAAGGUUUCUGUAUAUUGUAUAGAACUGUGUAUAAACUGGAUGUAGAAGCACA
Nannospalax galili (Upper Galilee mountains blind mole rat) is the source of this 5708-nucleotide messenger RNA. It is a transcript of the gene Dagla, whose product is annotated as diacylglycerol lipase alpha. The transcript is spliced from 20 exons. Gene Ontology annotation, biological process: lipid metabolic process. Lineage: Eukaryota; Metazoa; Chordata; Mammalia; Rodentia; Spalacidae. Gene Ontology annotation, cellular component: postsynaptic membrane; dendrite membrane. The record is from RefSeq and is a predicted model, not a curated record. The coding region runs from base 176 to 3307 and encodes 1043 amino acids.